UUGUAAAGAUGGAAACCAACCAAGCAAUGGUCCCACACUCUCUGUCAGCCAGAUUUGAGGGAUCUUUUGCGUAUCUGACAGUGAAAGAUAGACUCCCAACCAUUUUGACCAAAGUUAUAGACACUAUUCAUCGCAGUAAGAACAAGUUCUUUGAAGAGCAUGGAGAGGAAGGGGUUCAGGCAGAGAAGAGGGCCAUCUCCUUCCUGUCAAAGCUGAGAAAUGAGCUCCAGACAGAUAAACCCAUAUUGGCUCUGAAUGAUACAAUGCAGGAUGUGGAAGACUGGAACCAGUAUAUGCAGAGACAGCAGGCCCUGCUGGGGGACAGUGAACCCAUCAGCUGGUUCAAAUCACCCUGGCUUUAUGUCGAAUGUUACAUGUACAGAAGGAUACAGGAAGCCUUGAAGCUAAAUCCUCCUAUAUCCAACUUUGAUGUCUUUAAAGAAGGUAAGACGCAAAGCUUCUUCGAUUCCCAGCAAGCAAUAAUCUCCCUGUGCACAUACCUGCAAGAGCUAAUCAAGACCGUGGAUAAAAUCAGUGAGAAGCAGCUUCAUGAAAACUUCCUCAAACUGUUACAGGUCUCAUUGUGGGGAAACAAGUGUGAUCUGUCUAUCUCAGCUGGUCAAGAAAACGCCCAGAAAACUAGCCCUAUGGAAACACUGCAUGACCUCAAAUGCUUCAUCCUGGUCGACGACUCUGACAUGGUGUGGUCGACCCUGAUGUCCCUCAGGGGUUCUGGAGAUCAGGACAAGUCACGAGCAAGGGUGGAUGUUGUCCUGGACAAUGCUGGUUUUGAACUAGUCACUGACUUGGUCUUUGCUGAUUUUCUCAUCACUUUUGGAUUGGCGAAGGAGAUUCGUUUCCAUGGAAAGUCUAUUCCGUGGUUUGUCUCUGAUGUUACCAAACAUGAUUUUGAUUGGACCAUCAUGCAGGUCAUGGCAGCGAAUCACAAGUGGAUGUCUAUGAGUGGUGCCCACUGGAAGCGCUACAUGAAGGAAGGCUUGUGGUCAUACCAUGACCAUCCGUUCUGGACCCUCCCUCACGAGUUCUGUGACAUGCCAUUGGAUGCACCAGACCUCUACUCCACGCUCCAGGCCUCAGACCUGAUUCUGUUCAAAGGCGAUUUGAACUACCGGAAGUUGACUAGUGACAGGGACUGGGAACAUACAGUUCGGUUUGAAAAAGCCCUGAGGGGGUUCCAACCAGCCCCGCUUUGCAGUCUUAGAACUUUGAAAGCCAAUGUUCAGGUGGGUUUACAGCCAGGACAAGGGGAGAACCUAAGCGUUCAAAAUCCAAAUUGGAUGACCAGUGGGAAGUAUGCAGUGGUUCAGUUUUCCAGUCCACAUCAAAAACAUUGAUUUUAAAUCCAAGUGUUAAUCCCACUAGAUAAAACUAUAGUCCUAACUAAGCAGGUGAAGUCACUGCAAAACUACUCGUGUUUAUAGUCAGCAGAGUUUUUUUUCCCCAUUUCAUUUCCAAGAAGUCACUAAAGAGAGAAAUCAAACUGCAAUAAUAUUUAAACUUAAUACAUAACAGUCUCAAAAUUGAUCAUAAAGGAAUGUGGUAUGACCUUUUUUGCAUAACUUUAAUCUCCAGACUGUUGAUUGAUAAAGGUCAUGCGAGGUCAAGACUAGAUAUCAUUUAAUAUAUUCUUGAGAACUCUAUACGUACAUCAUACAUCCUACUGUAUGAAAACAGAUGUAAACAUGAUGUUUCAUUAAUCUGCCAGGGGCAAGUUAAAUGACUGAACACGGCUUUAUGUUCUGUGUUCACGUCGGUGUUUUCACUUACUUUGAAAUGUAUAAUAUAUUGUUGCAU
Molecule: messenger RNA, 1815 nt
Organism: Chanos chanos (milkfish)
Lineage: Eukaryota; Metazoa; Chordata; Actinopteri; Gonorynchiformes; Chanidae
Gene: dcph1
Product: damage control phosphatase 1
Exons: 5
Coding region: 9-1355 (448 amino acids)
Biological process (GO): DNA damage response
Cellular component (GO): nucleus
Molecular function (GO): phosphatase activity
Source: RefSeq, a predicted model, not a curated record